AUGGCGGUGAUGUGCGUGGUGCAAUUUAAUCUGCCGGUCGGCCCCACACUCGGCAACUGUAGAGCACCGCACUCGAUAAUAUCCAACAACGCCUUGCCUCACUUGUAUGCUACUACUGCCUUCGGUUCGGGGAAUCGGUGCCAAUCUCCAUUCUCAAUCAAUCCCUUCGACAAGCCAAAACCUCGCAAACAGUCCACUCAGAAAAUCGAUUCAAAUCCCCAAUUUCUCUCUCUCUCUUGUCCAUUCAGCAAUGGUAAUACAACAAUCGAGCUCACAAUCCAUUACCUGAAACUUCGUAUAGCAAUGGUUUUAACCGACUUGGUUAGACGGAAGCUAGCUGCUCUGUUACGGCCAUGGCUGCGACAAGAACCGGAAUUGGAGCUGAAGCUAGGGUUUCUUCGCUCCAACGGAAUCGCGAAGGACCUAAGCUUCGACACUUCCUCCCUCAACCAGUCACUGGACGAGUCCACUCGGUUCUCUUUCAAAGAAAUCAAGGUCGAACAGUUGGCGCUAAACGUAUCCACUUGGUCGUUCCCUGCUUUCACUAUCUCAGUUCACGGCCUCCAUGUCACUCUAUCACUUUGGGAAGUGAAGCGGGACGGUGGGGUGGGACGGAGGCGGAAAUCGAAUGAUAAUUCUAUGGAGGAUAAGAAGAAGGUUCUAUCUGAAAUUGAUCCACAGGGGUGUGCUUUACAUGCAACUAUGGAAAAGAUUGCGGACACCAUUUCUUCAAGAAACUGGACCACUUCUUUCCUUAAUGCUAUACUUAAACAUUGUCGGUUGCAAAUUCAUGAUGUUCAUCUGCUGGUGCAGUCUUCCAUCGCAGAUGAACCCUUUUCAUGUUUUUCGAAGAUAAUGGAGAUUAAUGCAGAAUCUCAAUUUAUCAAGCAUGGAUGCAUACUUAAUGGAGUCAUCAGUUCAUGUUUUGUUCCUUGGAGUGAGAGCUCUUUAGUUUUUGAUAUCAGAGGUUUUGAAACUGGAUCGAAUUAUAAAGAUUGCAUCACCCACAUUGUUCCUUUAACAGACCUGGUGAUUUCCGUUGAAUUGAAAGAUCUUCAGCUUAAAAGCCUCAGUGUCUGUGUUCCAAAAUUAAAGCUCUUAUUUUCUCCAUCAGAUCUUUAUAUCAUACGAGCAUCUAAUGCAAUAUCAUCCAAAGAAGCCAACUCUCCAAGAAAUGGUAGGCUACUAUGGGAAAUAGCUGCUCGCAGAAUUAGUUCCCUGAUCUCUACUCCGAGAUAUUCGUUGGGAAAAGUAGUUGACAGUGUCUGCCUGUGGUUACGUUAUGUCCGUGCUUAUGAGAAUUUACUUGCACUAGUUGGAUAUCCUGUGGACAACAUGAUAAAAAAAUCUGCCAUCAUGAUGUCCAGGGACAAAAUUUUUUCAAGAUCUGUAAGGCACCACUGGGAAGAAAUUUCUGAAUUUGAGAAAAAACUGCCUGCAGAGGCCAUUGCACAGGCACGGCGAAUAAUUCGCUGCAGAGUGGCGUCAAAUGCUCAAUGGACUAAAGAUAGUGGUAACAAUCCACUCGUCAAUAAUCAAUUCAAAUUCUUCUGGAAGAUGCUUCACUUUCUGAUCUUUAUCUGGAGUAUUGUUUGCAUCGUAUUCAAGUCAAUUCUUCACUUUUUCUUUUUGCAAAGCUCUUUGGCUGACCAUCCAAAAUGUAAUUCCGGAGUUGUGUCUGAAGAUUCCUGCCCAAAGCAUUGUUUCUUUCUAAAUGUGGGAGAAUUUUUGAUCACCGUUAACCCAGCAAAUGCACUUCAGCCUCCUGUUGGUAGAAAACCAGUCUCAGGUAUUGGGAUCUCAUAUCCAGAUUUGCUUUCAUUUCGCCUUUCAGUAGAUGUGAUUUUGGUUGUUUCUUUUCUUAAAGAAUCCAAGAAGAAAGUUCAUGAUUCGCAGACCUCUUUAUGGGGUGAGCCUGCUCAAAUUAUAUACUCUACAAGUAGUGGAACCAGUUUUGCUAGUGGUACUGUAGGGACUUCUGUCCCAAUUUUGGAACGUCUUAUAGAAGAAAUGUUGUUUGAUUGGAAAGAAUUUUGCAACAAAAUUGAAGGAAGUAAGAUCCAGGAUUCUAAAAAUCCAUGCCUUAUGUUUGAGAUUAAAUACUCUUUGACAGAUCAAAGCCUCAAGGAUCUGAGCAUGGGGUUUUUAAAAUGCAGUUUGGCAGUAGAAAAAUUGAACUUCUUCUUGGGAUAUUCGUCAAUAGUAUCAAUAUCUGCACUUCUUAGACAGAUAAAACAUGCUCUUUGCUGGACGGACAGCGCCAUGGGGAAAAAAGUAGUUGUACAUACUUCAAUUACCACUGAGGAUCCACCAGUGCUGGUUAGGAAUGGCCAACGCAAGUCAUAUUUCAUUGGUACCGAAAUGGUUAUUCCUGGGAUGCUGCCAGAGAUGCAUAUUCAAGUUGGAGCACUCUUGGUGGGCCCUCACAUCCAAAUAUCCCUGAGAAAGGAGGGGUCUCAUACUGGGAAUGCAGAUCUGAAGCAGAAAGAUAGGCAGGAAUUGCACCUUUCAUUUGAUGUUCACAAUGUUGAAUUUGUUGUUUCACCAACUUCGAGAUCUGACUUUGCAGCAUUAGCUGGGGAGGAUCUUCAUUCAUUUGGUGCAACAGUUGUUGCUAUCUCUGCAGCUUUGCAUUCGAUGGCUACUGGAAUCACUAUAUUACUAUUUCUGGAUGAGUUGUUUGUUUUGGUCGAGGCAGUUUUUGGGUUAUGUUCUGCUGUUUCACAUCCGUUUACCACGUUUGAUUUAGCUGGUGUUGUAAAUUGUCAAGAAUUAAUCAGGCAAGAGGUGGUGUUUGUUGAUGUGGAAAGUGAGGGGUCAUUGCUUGGUGGAACACAAGGGGCAUCCUCGAUCUAUAUGAACACUAUAUUUGUUGCUAACAACAUUUCUGAGCUGAAGUCGUUGGAUAUAGUUCUUCAUAACUCCAGGAAAACCUAUAAUAUUGAGGAUUAUGUGAAAACGGUUGAUGGCGUGAGAAGCAAAAAAUUGGCCAUGCAUGAUCUACCUGAUUAUGGAAUUUGCAUUUUGGUUCAACAAUCAUUUAUGGACUUUUCCUUUAAAGAUGGGAAAGUGGAAGUUCUUAUUGAUGUUUCUGAAGUUCGGUCUGUUGUUUUUAGAUUUGUGAGUGAGGUGGCGAAAAGCUCUGGUGAAUUUGCACCCGAUCAAUUUCGACUUGAAAAUCUGCUGCUGCAUUCUCUCAAUUGCUUGUAUGAAGUGUCUAUUCCUCGUUGCACAUUUUCCUUGUGGUUAGGAUUGCUUCAGGAACCUUCUGGAAGUGUGAGCAAUGGGGUUGAUGCUUCUACUUCUGGUGGUAAAGUUUCGCACAUGGUAGAGGAUUCCCCACGGACAGUUGAUACCGAAAGAUAUGGGGUUCAAUCUUUCAGUUUUGGUCAGAAAUUGGGAUUCACAUCAAAUAUACUAGCUCCACCCUCAAGUCAUUGGUUACAUGUCAACAUUGCCCUGAGUGAAGUUUAUCUAGCAGGUUGCCCCGAAAAGAAUAUUCUGGUUGGAGCACAUAAUUUGAAUAAGCUUGAUGCAUCACUUUCUGUUGGGCGACAAUUUCAGGCAAUCUCGUGCCAAACUCAGGGUGGGGUUAUAUUCCUUGAAACCACAGCAUUGGUAAUAUUUGUACAUUGUUUUACUGCGUAUUGUCAAUGCAUCAAUAAUCUUCUUUUUGUUGCACCAUCAUCUGGGGAAGGCAUAGUGGCCGUACAUGGCAAGGAUCUCGCUACGAUGGGUAACUAUCCCACUCAAGAAACAACAAAAAAUAUACUUCAAGAAGUAAAGUGGGAGCAGUUGGUAGCAUUGACCAUUGAUCUUUCUCACCUUUCUUUUGUACUUGUGACCAGCGAUGAAUCUGGCAAGCUUCAGGAACUUCUGUUUGAGGCUGAUAUUCAUUUGAGCCUUGAAGUGGCAAACAUGAGAAGAAAAUUCUCAUUUGAUAUUUUGAAACUGUCGAUUCUUUCACAAGUCCUCCGUGAAACCAUGGAACAACGAACCAAGGAAAUUCAAACUCCUCACGUUUCUUCUGUCAUGACUAGUGGUUUGUCUGGUCAGUCUACAGAUGGAAAUUCCACUAUAGAAUUUGAGCAUAGGGAUAGGAUUCAUUCAGUUGAUAGUGCAAGUUGCUCAAGCACUUCUGUCUCCCAAAAGGAAUCUCAUGCGGAUAAUUUGAAAACUCAAGUCUUGCAUUUAAGUCCUCAAAACUACAUCUUAAAAGAGUUGAGCGCUUUUGUGGCAGUUGAGCAGCCCAUGGCAAGGGAUGUGAUUAGUCCCAUGCACAUAAAUCAGGCUUGGGUUGGCAGUGGUUCUAUCUCAGGUUUUGAUAUAACAGUCUCUCUGCCCGAAAUACAGGUCAGCCAUGUUACAGCGUCUUGUCACUCUUCUUUCUGA
This is a messenger RNA of Ilex paraguariensis (yerba mate), 4392 nucleotides long. The record is from the annotation of a GenBank genome assembly. NCBI's taxonomy places the organism in Eukaryota, Viridiplantae, Streptophyta, Magnoliopsida, Aquifoliales, Aquifoliaceae.